UAGAAGCAAUUGCUUCUCUUCAGUUACAAGAACAAAAAUUUGAUAGUGAUAUGACUAAUGAAACCGAGAAGAUUGAUCUAAAACCUCGAGCAACAGCUCCAAAACCUUCACCGACAGCUAUUGGAAAUUCAACUUUUUCAAAUCCAAAUCCAGGAAACAAUCCCCAAGUCCCUAAUAAACCAAUUACGUUACCAAUUCAUUCUCCUGUAUUUACAACGGGCGGAUUUACAACUACUGUAUUUACAACGAGUACAAAUCCUCCUAAUGUACAAAGUACUACUCAAACAAGCAAUGGAGACAUUUCUCCUACAACGACAAGUAAUAAUGCCAAUAAUUUUCUAAUUAUUGACAGUUAUUCUGAAAUCAUAUUAAUUAUGACUUGGUCUUUUGGAUAUAUAAUAAGUAUAAUUUUAGCUUAG
This is a messenger RNA of Ambispora leptoticha, 419 nucleotides long. The record is from the annotation of a GenBank genome assembly. NCBI's taxonomy places the organism in Eukaryota, Fungi, Glomeromycota, Glomeromycetes, Archaeosporales, Ambisporaceae.